Drosophila mauritiana is the source of this 2644-nucleotide messenger RNA. RefSeq lists its product as uncharacterized. The coding region runs from base 152 to 1213 and encodes 353 amino acids. The record is from RefSeq and is a predicted model, not a curated record. NCBI's taxonomy places the organism in Eukaryota, Metazoa, Arthropoda, Insecta, Diptera, Drosophilidae. The transcript has 4 exons.
GUGCAAAACGAAGCACUGAAGGUGUCAGUUGGGCUCCCGACGGUUUAAUUUUUAGCUCCCACAACGAACGCAGUUCUCAGCGAUUUUGACGCAAAUUAUAAACGUCAGCAAGUUUUGAUCCAAGGGCGUGACACCGAUAGCGAGCAACAGGAUGCUGGCACUGCCUUUGCUGACUCUGGCGGUCCUCGCCAGCUGCGGCUACACCGUGGACGCCUACUCCAAGUACGGCCGUGGAUGCGGGGACAUUGGCUGCCUGCCCACCGAGGAGUGCGUCAUCACCAGCGACUCGUGCAGCUACAACCAGCGUGACGGCAAGGAUUGCGGCAACUAUCCCACCUGCAAACGGCGCUCCGGCGGAGGAUCAACCGCCUCGAACAGCAGCCCCAACUUGGCAGCCCCCUCGGCCAAUCCGUCAGGAUCGAGUCUGGGCCAGGGACCCGAGAACAACAUCUUUGCACCCGCCUCAUCGAACCCCACGCUUAACACCUACACGUACAACCAUCAGCAGGGUGGCGGCGAUAGCGGUGGUGAUGGCGCUCAUGGCCACGGCCACGGAAACGGAAAUGGUAACGCCGGAAACGGAAACGAUCGCGACAAGGGCGGCAACGCGGGGGCGGCAGGCGCCUCCUCGACGGGCGUGAUAGAUCCGCACUACGUUUUCGGGGCCAAGCACCACAUGCCCGUCAUACCGAACAUGCCCAUCUUCCCGUACAACUCGCCCACGUCGGCGCCUCCGUUCCAGCAGUUCCCUCAACCCAAUCAUCCAGGCAGCGUCCUCAACCCCGGCUACCCCAUGCACGGCCUGCAGCCGGUGAACCCGUACAAUCCGCCCUUCAUCUUUGGCCAGCUGCCAUUCUAUGGCGGUGGCGGGCCGACCGGGACUGGCGGUCCGCCCGGCGGCGUUGGAGGCGGCGGCAAUGGCGGCGUCGGCGGCGGCGUCGGACUGCCCAGCUCGACGUUGGGCAUCCUCGGCGGCGGCGGCGGCGGCCUGGCGCCCUACGGCAGCAACUACCAGGGCUAUCAGGGCUACCAGAGCCAGCACUCCAACGCGAAUAUGUACAACAAGCCGCCGCCGCAGUACCAGAACCAGAACCAACAGAACCCCUACAACCGGCGCACCCAGGCGCAUCCCUCGGCAGCCGGCAGUCUGGGCGGACUGGGGAUGCCCGCCCUGAUCUUGGGGCUCGUCCUGGCCCUCCUGCCGCACACGUAAUAGGCUGGGGCGGUAGCAGCAGAAUAGCGGCACAAAGCCACAGAACACCACUCCCGAAGACCCCCGGAAAUUAAACAACCAUCCCAUAUGCUAGGGAUAACCUUUGGAAUGAGCCCAUUUUCACUGAACUGUUCUACUAACAAAGGAUCACUUCCAAUUCACCGAACUCUUAUCAACUCUUUCUAAGACAUGUCUGGUGCUGUCAUUCUGAGAUUUGCGAAAAAUACUAGUUUUAUGAAGUAAGUUUCGCAUCGAUUUAAGCAAUAUUAAAGCAGUAAACGAGUUAUUUUCAAACUAAAAAAGCAGUAAAAAUGGGAUCUCACACGAAGGUUAUGCCUUACUUAUUAUUUUUUAUUUUUUUAUUAUCCAUAUUUCUUGAUAUUUGUUUGACUUUUUGUUUUGGCUUAGGCUUAAGAAAAAUGUAAAAGCAGAAGCAGCAGCAGUAAGAUUGGCAUUUAAAAAUUGUACGAGAUUACAGUUGGUCGAUGAUUUACUUAUAAAGCCUUUAACUUUGCAGAUACUUUUUUGACAUAUUUGGAACAAUUGUAGUUCUGCUUUGCUCUUUAGCCCACGCUGCGUAUACGUAAUUUCAAGGACUGUAGCUUACUGGAUACUUAAUUAUUGUUUUGAUUUGACAAGUCCGAAACAUAAGCCGUUUUAUAAAUGAUUUUGUAGAUCAUGAAUUAGUAUCUAUAUUUGUCUGAUAAGAAAAUACAUUUUUGCUGGGCAUCUUUUGAAGCUUCGCUUGAUGCUAACUUCUCGUACAAUUCACUACAAUUCAAAGGUUGUAUUUUAAUUACACUAUAAGCUGUAAGCCUUUGCCACACUCGUUCUACGUAUUUUGGCAUUUUGCUCGGCAGCCUUUGCUGUCUGGCUCACACUGCGAAUACGUAAUUUCAAUUUAAUAUUGUGUAGAAGAGUGUGCUCGUGUGUGUGUACGAGUAUAUAUGUGUGUGUGUGUGUGAAUUUUAGGCUAUCAGUCAAGGGGAACUGCCUGCCCCUGCGAGCCGCUCUUUUUUGCAGCUCAAUUAAAUUGGAAUUUAAUUUCAGGCUUAGCCAGCCAGCCUCUGGUCAGGGGGGCGUGGCAAGCCUGACCGCCACACACAGGGCGAACAUACACACGGACACACACAUACACGUGAUGAUUUGGGCAACUUUGAUGUUAAUUUCAUUUUUGUUGAUGCUACGAAUUUGCGGCCAGACACUGGCGGAUCCAGGGCUUUCGAUGAUGCCACUGCCACUGCUGCUGCAGUCAGAAAUACAGAUACAGAUACUUAGACGGAUAGUGUUGUAGAUACAAGAUACGCAUGUCAAUCAAAAUGCAUAAUGAGCUACACUCGAUGGCAGAGCACCAAGUGCCCUGCGUGAAAACAAGAACCGAUUGUUUUUUUUUAUACGAUUACGAAUACGAAUAAAUAAUCACUAAAGCAA